Molecule: messenger RNA, 1045 nt
Organism: Gallus gallus (chicken)
Lineage: Eukaryota; Metazoa; Chordata; Aves; Galliformes; Phasianidae
Gene: RPAIN
Product: RPA interacting protein
Exons: 7
Coding region: 19-759 (246 amino acids)
Biological process (GO): protein import into nucleus
Cellular component (GO): nucleus; PML body
Source: RefSeq, a predicted model, not a curated record
ACGUGCCGGCGGCGGGCGAUGGAGGGGCCGCUCGGCAGACACCGGGCGCUCUACAAGGGCCCGGCCGCGCCGCCAUGGAAGGAGACGUACCGGCGGCGCUGCCUGGAGCGCCUGAAGAGCAGCCGGGAGCGGCUGCUGCACCGCUACCGCCAGGCCGGGCCGGGUCCGGGCGCGCUGCUGGUGCCGGAGGUGAUGGAGCGCGAGUGGCGGUGCCUGCAGGCCGAGCGCGGCGCGCCGGGGGAGCGCGGGCAGCGCGAGCUGCAGCAGCGGCAGCUCGGCCGGGUGAGCACGCGGCCCCAACCGCAGCGCUGUGCCUUUCAGAUGCCGCAGGACCCGGACGAGCUGGCGGUGCUGGACGAAAUCCAGCAGGAGCUGAUCCUGCAAGAACAAUUGGUUAUAGAAGAGUACGAGCGAAGUCUGCAGUUUGAUGAAGAAUGCCUCAAUGCUAUCCUCGAUGGCUUGGAUGCCAGCAACAGAAUCAUCUGCCCGGUGUGCAGAAAGAACCAUCUGACUGUGAGGAGCCACUCAGUUGUUUGCCAGUGUGGGUUGGAUGUCCCUGCCCAGGAUAUGACAGAAGAGAAGCUUCGGUCACUUCUAGAAAACACUAUAACAGAGCACAGUCACAGGUGCCUUCACAACCCGGAGUUCACAGUUACCAGUGGAAUGGAGGAGGAAGCCAGUCUUCUCAUGACCUGUCUGUGUUCGAGUACCUGCAUGGUGGGAAGAGGCAGGAGCAGAGCGUUUCAGUCUGAAACAUGAACAUUCAUCAUUUAAGUGUUACUACAGCUUGUCAGUUCAACUUAACCUUACCUUUUUAAGGUCUGUGACUUCUGGAUGAUUCUCCUGUAAGUUGCUUCAGCUGCUGCUUUUUCGGCGACUUCGAGACUAGAUCUCAACCUAGAGCUGCUACUGUCUUCUAAUGUAUAUAUACUUGUGUCUGCUGUGUCAGAAAUACUUCAAGGCAGUGCUCCUGCCUUAACCUGCACUUUUGAUGGCACAGUCCAUGUUUUUAUAAUAAAUAUUUCAUCCUUCAUGUCAUCUUCAA